Molecule: messenger RNA, 1041 nt
Organism: Zingiber officinale
Lineage: Eukaryota; Viridiplantae; Streptophyta; Magnoliopsida; Zingiberales; Zingiberaceae
Product: probable CCR4-associated factor 1 homolog 11
Exons: 2
Coding region: 1-1041 (346 amino acids)
Cellular component (GO): P-body; CCR4-NOT core complex; CCR4-NOT complex
Molecular function (GO): nucleic acid binding; poly(A)-specific ribonuclease activity
Source: RefSeq, a predicted model, not a curated record
AUGCCUUACCCUCACCCACCUGAGAGCUUUGGGAAGGAGCGGCGGCAACAAGGAAGGCGUCGUGCUCCGUCGGAUGAUGGGGAUCUAGCAGCAGUGUGCCCAUGUGAGAUGGUUGGGAAGGUGAAGGGAGAAGGAAGAGCAGUGGAAGGGAAGAACCCCGUGCGGUUGCAAAUUGUCAACAACGAUAUGCUAAUUUCCUCUUCCGCCGCCAGCACCAGCAGAGUCGAGGUUCGCUCCGUGUGGGCUCAUAACCUCGACGAGGAGUUUUCCCUCAUCCGUUCCGCCCUCCCGUUCCACCCCUUCGUAGCAUUGGACACCGAGUAUCCUGGCGUCGUCGUCACUUCCAAAGGUCCCUACUGCACCCUCACCCUCCCCCAGCGCUACGACUUGAUCCGGGCCAACGUCGAGGCCCUCCGCAUCGUCCAGGUUGGUCUCACUCUCUCCGACGCUGCCGGCAACCUCCCAUGUGACCUUUACAGUGACGGCACUUAUGUGCGUUACGUGUGGGAAUUUAAUUUCCGCGACUUCGACAUCAGCCGCGACCGUUACGCCCCUUCCUCCGUCGAGCUGCUCAAGGCUAAUGGCAUCGACUUCCAAAAGAAUCAAAUAUGGGGCAUCGACUCUUGCAGAUUCGCCCAGCACUUGGCCACCUCCGGCUUGCUUUCCUUUGGCCACUUUUCUCCCGUCUCCUGGGUUACCUUCCAAGGCGCCUAUGACUUCGCGUUCCUAGUGAAGAUGCUGACAUGCGACUAUGAAUUACCAAAGACCGUUCGUGAGUUCUUGCACCUUGUUCACUUCUUUUUCGGCAAAAGGGUGUUCGAUGUGAAGCACCUUAGCAAGCAUUGUCGUGGGCUUUACGGAGGAUUGGAGCGGGUGGCCUCUACCGUCCAAGUUGAGCGAGCAGUGGGAUCUCGACAUCAGUCCGGCUCCGAUAGCUUAUUAACAUGGCAGGUGUUCUACCAAAUCGCUUCUCGUGUGAAUCCACAACUCAUCGAUCGUCCAGAACACAUGGGAGCACUCUUUGACCUCGAACUCCAAUAG